AUGGAUACAUCUGCAGCUUCUAUCAUUCACAAUGGCGGACGGUCAAGGUCGAACUCGUCAUCAUCUCCAGCAGCGGCCGUCAAGAAACAAUUUGCUGCCGCCACUGCCGCAAAACACUUGGAUUCUCGAAAUGCUCAACCGAGAACGAGGCCCAAGAGUCCAGAAAGAUCGAUGCCGCCCACCAGUCGUUUUCGCUACGAUAGAAGUCGCUCAAGAAGCCGACCAGAGAAUACUCUGAGCCCAAACCUGAAUAUCAACCGCUGGUCGCAUUCGACGUCUUCCAGUAUAUCUGGAAUGGAGUCAGAUAACAUCCGCGCUCGCGCGAACCCAUCAUCGCGGCGGAUGAGUAUAGGCCCGUCGCUGGUGUCCUCUUCCACAGCAGCAAAAACAUCUAUGCAUAUUCGGAGAUCUUCAAGCCAGAGUCCUCAGGUGAGACAGGGCUCCGGGUCAGCUUUUCUUCAAGUGGAAAGGACUCAUGCUCUGCGGGACCUCAGCCCCGUUGGCGUCUCCGCGCACCUCACCCCGACAUCAAUGUUUAACCCAAGCGCUGGGGAAUACUUCGGCGAGGCAUGGCAAAGCCAUAAAACUGGUAAGAAUGGGGAAGCAGUAGCCGUGUCUGUACAUUAUAUGAGAACGGGUACACAGCCUAAGACCAGACCGUCCGAGAAUAUGACAACUCAAUACAUGACACAAGUUUCUCGACCGAUUACGCGCGAAACCCGCCCUGCAACGGCCAGUCGAGAUGAAUCCAUGGACAGUUCGCCUCCAUCAAAUGCACCCGCACGUGUCAAGAGUCAUCGAAGUCCCACCCAGAAGACCAUGCUCUCCAAGGCUCUGGCAGUAGCGAACAAUGCUGUGUUACUUGACAACGCCCAAAACAUCGAAGGAGCCAUCGAAGCAUAUGCCGAAGCUUGUGACUUGCUGCAGCAAGUUCUGAUCCGGAGCUCCGUCCUCGAUGACCGGAAGAGGCUGUCUGACAUUCGAAACGCGUAUUCAAAGCGUAUAGCCGACCUUCACGACCUCGAUGAUUCCUUCUCCGAAUUGAUGGAGAAAGCUUUGCCUGAAGAUCCCCCCCUUGAUGAAACCAACAACUCUUUCUUCAGCAGUGAUGGCAUCGAGCCAGAUACUACCGAGGUUUUGGAGUCUGUUCAGAUACCGCCUCGACAAGAGUCUUUACUGCCAGAGAUAUUUGGUGGGGAGUCUUAUCUGAAUGAGUCGUCAACCCGCAAGAGGAUACAGAUCCCUAGUCUUGCGGUGCCUAUGGAUGCGCAGUAUAUGCCGCCACCUCUUUCGCCCAGAAGACCUGCAUCUCCCAUCUCGGAAAGGGACGCGAACACACCUCUCGCGAACAGAAGACCGAGCGAUGUUCCAAAAGCUGCUCUACAUACUCGAGAAGGUAGCACGGAGUCUACUUCGUGGCUGGACACUCUCGAAGAUGGUGACUCAUUGACCUCACGGUCUUCUCGAUUAUCGUCUUUGGAUUUUGGGAUCCAGCAUAACCACAAUCUUGUCGACGACUUCGAAGCAGAGUUUGAUGCUGCCCUCGACGCUGCUGUGGAUGCUGCCUACGAGGACAAUCUGACAGAGGAGCCCACGCCGAGGCCAGAUAAGAACGCACAGGACUUCAAUGAGGAGUUCCGUACACCCAUACCUGCCUUCGGAGCAGUCUCCAAAGACAAUUCCCUCCUGUCGUCCGAUAUCGAACUGACUAGAGAAUAUGACGAGGGAGACUCAUCGGAGGAAGAAGAACGACUACUAGAAGAGAUGACGAAGGGAUUUGUCUUCGAUGAUUUUUCGUUCGACCGAAAAUCGAAAUCGGCACUUCCUCGACAGUCAGACUCGAGUACGUUCUCAGGAAGGACUUGGACAAGUUCUCUUCCAUCGACAACAGCAACAAAUAACACUACCCUGAGCACCCUAGCAGAAUCACAAGAGGCGGUUUCCGAAAUGUCUCCUCGACCAGCGCCCCCAGCAAAGGAUGCACCUUUGUCGUCUCCUCCUAAGCCGGUUCUUCCCCAGGCACCGCCCCUUGCGCUGUCGGUUCAACCAUCAAGCAGACCGAUUAGUGUAGAGAAACACAGCGGACUGAAUAUUCGGGAAAGGAGGUUCUCAGGUCGCAGUGGGGAGCAGCUGAAGAUAGAAACCUUUGCACGGCGAAACUCUUCAACCAUCCCCACCAAACCGAUUGCGGCACCUUCGUCGGUGCCAGAACUGGACGUUCCUGGGGAGCCCCAGAAGGUGUCCCAAACAGUACCGUCAGAGUCCACAAUACCCUCUCUGGCGCCCAUUACUCCCAUGACAGCGUUGCCCUCCAAUGAUUCUAUCCCAAGUGACUCCCCGGCAACCCCUGCCUUGACACAGGGGGGUUCCCAGGGUAGCAUUGAAGAUUCAGUGGUUAUGCCGCCAUCGCCUGUAAAGAUUGGGAAGAUGGGGCCUCCUGCUGCCGUCAAGAAAAACCUGUCAUCGUCAAGCUUGAGGCUGAGAAAUCUGUCCGUAGCAACGACGGACACAACUACAGAAUCUCCUAUUACGCCGGUCAGCGCGGGAUUUGGCGGAGAAAGUAGAAAGGGUGUACCGCCUUUACCGUCAGCUGCAUUGCCAACACCAUUAACAGCCGCAUUUGGUCCGCAACUGCUCCAGGCAGGUGGAAUGUACUUGUUCGACGAUAUCACCGCGACCGCCCCUCCAAGGACACCGCGAAGUCCUGAAGCCCCAAGUGUCUCUCCCCCCCAACUUCUGGAACCCUGCCCAGAGUCUUUCCUGCUUCGCCCCUUCUGGCUGAUGCGAUGUUUGUACCAAUCACUUUCUCAUCCAAAGGGCGGAUAUCUGACCACGAAGCUUUUCAUCCCUCGCGACGUAUGGAAAGUGAGGAAUGUCAAGCUCAAGGCUCUUGAUGAUAAAGUGUCCCAAUGUGAUCUGUUAACAGCUGCAUUACUCAAACUUGCCAAAGUCGAUACGUUUGACGCCGAUUCAGUCCUGGACGAAUUGCAGUCGUUCGAAGUGGUUUUGGACCAGGUGCGAAACAAUUUGCAGAAGAAGAUGGGCAAUGACGUUGGCUUUUCCGGAUCGUCGGCGCUUUUCAAGUCUGCUGGCGAAGACCAAGAGAUCGGUAAAUCAACCAGCACUGCUGCCAAAUCCAUUGCGUCCAGCUGGCGCAAACUUCGGUCCAAAUCAAGUGCUCCAGCUAUGGGGCAUCAGAGCGGGCAGAAGGACGGUCCCAUGGCUGGCCCUAGUAUGGCGUCGCUCCCUAUGACUUCAUCGUCGGCUGUCGCUUCUUCACGGUCGCAUCUGCAUCGCAAGAUCGCACCACCGCCGACACCAACACAGUUGGCGAAUAUUCAACCCGUCCAUGCGGCCUACAUGUCAAGCUUGGCGCGCCUCUUUGAGGCGGCGCAAGUGCUCGAUGACAUUGCCCGGCAAGUGGAAGACCCGGGUCUAAAAUGCUCCAACAAAACCCAAGUCGGGUUGGAGUUGGGUGUUAAAAAUGCUGCCGAGUUCUUUGCAUUCUUCGUCAUUCGGUUUGUCAUGGCCGAUUUGAUGCUGAUGGUGGACAAGUUCCUCAAGAGAGGAAGUGAAUGGGUGCUAUCUUGA
Molecule: messenger RNA, 3591 nt
Organism: Fonsecaea erecta
Lineage: Eukaryota; Fungi; Ascomycota; Eurotiomycetes; Chaetothyriales; Herpotrichiellaceae
Exons: 1
Coding region: 1-3591 (1196 amino acids)
Source: RefSeq, a predicted model, not a curated record